Exophiala spinifera is the source of this 1305-nucleotide messenger RNA. RefSeq lists its product as uncharacterized. The transcript has 3 exons. The record is from RefSeq and is a predicted model, not a curated record. Bases 1 to 1305 code for a protein of 434 amino acids. Gene Ontology annotation, molecular function: FAD binding. NCBI's taxonomy places the organism in Eukaryota, Fungi, Ascomycota, Eurotiomycetes, Chaetothyriales, Herpotrichiellaceae.
AUGACGGCCUCUGAUAAACCUUGGACGAUUAUCGUUGGAGCCGGACCGAGUGGUCUGCUUCUCGGGUUGAUGCUAGCGAAGCAGGGCGUCAGUGUCCAUAUCCUCGAAGCAUCGUCUGAACUUGAUGACUCUCCUCGGGCAGCAUAUUAUGGUCCUCCUGCCGCAUACGUGCUACGGCGCGCUGGUGUGAUUGAUGAGAUUCGAGCGGAGGGUUUCGACCCGUCCGUGACAAGUUGGCGGAAGCUUGACGGGACUGUUUUGGCCGGCCUCGAUAACAGUUACCUUCACGACUAUCCAGACCGGAUAGCAUGUCUCCCACUGGCUCAGCUCGAUCGGCUGCUGUACAGGCAUGCCGUUGUGCAGCCCACGCUGAAAAUCUCAUUCGAACACAAAGUGGUCGACAUUGGCCAGGACGCAGACAAGGCCUGGGUGGACGUCGAGACCCCUGGAGGCCAAAAGCGCUUGGAGGCGACUUACGUUGUUGGCUGUGACGGUGCUUCCAGUGUCGUGCGGCGGUGUCUGUACGGAAAGGAAUUCCCUGGUUACACCUGGGAUAAGCAGAUUGUGGCCACAAAUGUUGCGUACCCAUUCGAAAAAUAUGGCUAUGAUGAUGCAAACUUCUUUAUCCAUCCUGAACACUGGCACAUGGUUGCUCGUCUUACCAAGAACGAGGAUGGCAGCGGGUGGUGGCGCGUUAGCUAUGGCGAGAUCAAUGGUCUUAGCCGAGAGGAGCUCAUUGCACGACAACCCAUGAAAUUCGAGGCCAUGUUGCCUGGACACCCCAAACCUGGCGAUUAUGAGCUCGCUGCUAUCAGCCCAUACAAGAUCCACCAAAGGAUCGUAGACAAGAUGAGAGUGGGAAGAUUUGUGCUUGCAGCUGACGCGGCACAUCUAAACAACCCUUUCGGAGGCCUUGGACUUACGGGCGGUCUGACAGACAUCGGAGGCCUGUAUGACUGUUUGAUCGGUAUCUACGAAGGCAACGCAGACGAGAGCAUCCUGGACAAAUAUUCCGAGAUGCGCCGACAGCGAUUCAAGACUGUCACAGAUCCCAUCUCUACCGAGAACAUCAAGAGAUUGUACGACCAGGAUCCGGACAAGGCACUUGAUAAUGAUGACUUUCUGAAGCUGCUGAAGAGUAUGGAGAAUGACCGAGAAAAGCAGGUCGAGUUCAUGAAGGGGCCUAUGGCUCUUUCGUAUGACUUUACCCAGCACUACAAGACGUCGGAGGGUACGACGACGGAGACGAAGAACGGCGUGGUGUCUAGCGUGGUACAGAUUCCGGCCGUAGGUGCAGAUGGUUAG